Molecule: messenger RNA, 1562 nt
Organism: Nymphaea colorata (pocket water lily)
Lineage: Eukaryota; Viridiplantae; Streptophyta; Magnoliopsida; Nymphaeales; Nymphaeaceae
Product: polygalacturonase-like
Exons: 4
Coding region: 88-1335 (415 amino acids)
Biological process (GO): carbohydrate metabolic process
Molecular function (GO): polygalacturonase activity
Source: RefSeq, a predicted model, not a curated record
AACCACAACCACUGCAGAGAAACAACCUUUCUUCUCAAUCCAAGUUCAUAUACACAGCUUAAUCUUAUAUAUCUUCCAUAGAUAUAUAUGCUCAUGGCCAACGACAUUCACGUUAGUACCAUUCUCUUUUCCCUUUUCAUUCUCCCCAGCUUCUUUCUCCAUUCAACGGAUGGAGCAGCAACCUACAAUGUCUUGAGCUAUGGUGCUAAAGCAGAUGGAGCCACAGACAACAGUGCAGCAUUUCUCAAGGCAUGGUCAGCAGUGUGUGCUCAGUCGGAUGCAGCAGUAACCAUGUACGUGCCCUCCGGCUCCUUCUUGCUUCACCCCACCUUGUUCACUGGCCCUUGCAAGAGCAAAAGUAUUGUUGUUCAGAUCGACGGCAACUUGGUUGCUUCGUCGGACUACAAUCUAUAUGAGGCAGCAGGUUACUGGCUCAAGUUCAAAAAUGUUCAGGGACUAACCUUCCAAGGAGGCCAACUGGAUGCCAAGGGCUCAGCAUUGUGGGAGUGCAAGGCCCAAAAGACUAACUGUCCUGAUGGGGCAAGAUCGCUCGUCUUCAAUAAUGCCAAAGAUAUUAAAUUGAAGGGAUUCACCUCUAUCAACAGUGAACUUUUCAACAUUGUGAUCGACACUAGCAGCAACGUGCAAGUGGAUGGGCUGAAUAUUCAGUCCGCAGCCACUAGUCCCAACACAGAUGGGAUACACGUGGAGCAGUCGUCUGGUGUUACCAUCACAAACACUUAUAUCAAGACGGGAGAUGAUUGCAUAUCUAUUGGUCAAGGGACACAAAAUCUAUGGAUAGAGAAAGUCACUUGUGGACCUGGCCAUGGUAUAAGUAUCGGGAGCCUUGGGAAAAGUGCUAACGAAGCUGGGGUGCAAAAUGUUACUGUGAAGAACGUGGCAUUUAGUGGUACAACAAAUGGGUUGAGAAUAAAAUCAUGGGAAAGAAGUAGCAACGGCUUUGCUAAACAAAUCUUGUUUGAUGGUGCAACGAUGGACAAUGUGAAGAACCCCAUCAUAAUAGACCAGCAUUACUGUCCUCACAAUGAAGGAUGCCCCACUGAGAAUUCUGGAGUCAAAAUCUCAAAUGUGGUGUACAAGAACAUCAAGGGAACAUCAGCAACUCAAGUGGCAGUUGAUUUCUCAUGCAGCGCAAGUGCACCUUGCCAAGGGAUCAGUAUGGCAAAUGUGCAGCUGACCUACAAGGGCCAGCCUGCUAAGUCCUCCUGUGAACAUGCAUUUGGAAGUGCAACUGGCGCAAUGGUUCCAUCGAGUUGCCUUCAAUCAUCGGGUGGCUCCAACCGUCGACUUAUGGCUUCCGUCUCCAACAGUUGAACGGCCGCCAUUUAUUUAAUUUAUUGAUUUGUAUAGGUAAAUGAUACAAAUAAAAGAUAUUGUUGUUCUUUUGUACUUUCAAUAACGAGGAUGUAUACACAGAUUAGGGUCCAAAAGGAAAAUAAAUUUGAGCAUCGUUGGUUGGUAUUCAGUUGAUGGUGCUUUUAUGUAUUGAGAAAGUUGGGAAGGCAAAUGUUUGAGACGUUUCUACUGUUCUUGGCUGCUGA